This is a messenger RNA of Phytomonas sp. Hart1, 3888 nucleotides long. The record is from the annotation of a GenBank genome assembly. NCBI's taxonomy places the organism in Eukaryota, Euglenozoa, Kinetoplastea, Trypanosomatida, Trypanosomatidae.
AUGCUGCAGGCCCAGCAGGACGUGGACGGGCUCCCGUGGGAGGUGCGCUGGCGGAAGUUCUUUAUCCCAACCCCGGAGGAGAUCCUGCAGGAGAUUCGAGACCGAUUUGAGCUCUACGUCCAAGACCCCAUCGAGCGCGAGCGGGAGUGGUACUUGCACUGGAAAGAUCGCCUCUUUAAGGCCCAGAAGGAUCGCCUGAUCUGGCCGCAGGGGUUUACGGAUUACCUCGACCACUACGACGUGCAGGGGCGGCGGCGGGUGUUGCCCUCCGACCAGCGGUGGUCGGACACCUCGUGGAAGCACCUCGCGGACGUCCGCUAUCGCGAUCGGAUGUGGAUGAUCGAGGGGGAGGAGCGAAAGGUCAUUCAUCAGGGCAUGCAGAGCGAGCAGGUUUUGCUCGCGGAGGAGGAGCAACGGCAGGGGGAGCUCGGGGACGUCUUCCACGGCAUGGCCGCCGGUGUGAUUGACUUCGACCCCGAACAGACCUACCAGGCGCUCUCCGGGACCGCGGACCCCUUGGAGGUCGCCAAGACGAAGCUGAAGUUGAACGCCUACGGCGCGAAAAUCGCGUUGGAAUCGGGAAAGCCGAUUGAUCCGGCGAGGCUUGACCCGAUUUCGGGCUUUCCCAGGGCGGAAAUGGAACCUCUGGCGAGCGGGCUGACAGUUGAGCAGGGGGCCGCGCUCGCCUUCGAAGCGAACCUCCAGCAAGAGGUUCUCGAGCAGGGCUCGGAGAUUGCGCGUCUGUCCGGUCGUGAUCCCACUCUGACGAUGAUGAAAAGUGGACUCCGUACGUCUAGACAGCAUAACGAUCAGCCCAUGCUUCGAGCGAGAAUCGAGGCAAGGAUGGAGGAAGUGAAAAUGUUGAACGAAGAGGCGCGCCGGAGCGGGCUCGAGGAGGGCGGCGUACCUUCUCGUAGUAUCUCGAGUCUCACCAAUCUAAUCGGAAAACUAGAAGAUGGGGUAGUGGAGGAGGAGAAACUUUUAUCCGAUUCCAAAUCGCCACUGAAUGCGAACACUUCGGCAGCAAAGGAGGUGUUUUCGCCAACGGAAGCGGGCUUCAUUGAAAUCCCUCGUCGCCCUGAAAAUGUGGAGCCUAAUGUCGCGGAGGAUCUUUACCGUACCCCGGAAAGCGAGGACCUGGAAGCUAUGCCGGAGUGGUACAGAACGUCCCUCGUCGAGACCGAUCCUCUUAUUAAGUCGUAUGGGAUGGUGAAUGAUCCUUUAGAAAUGAAAGAGACGAAGGUGGCGUACUACAAACAGCCCCCUCUACACUUAGAGGAUCGCAUCACGAACGACGACGCGAUUAUUGGUGUCUCUGCCUUUGAUGAGUACAAGUUGUACCGGCUCCAAUCUCUCCCUGAGCUCGUCGAGGGCUAUAAAUCCCUUCCGUUAUUUCACGAGGUAGCUAUGGAUUGCCCUCAGAAGGUUGCUUCCGACGAUGCAAAGGCAGCGAGCGCUGGAAAAGGCAAAAAAGACUUGAAAAGAUCGGAAAAGCUCCGACAGGAGCGCAAGGAACGGCUUCGAAAGGCGAAGCUGCAGUACGAUCCGGAUAUUCUGCUGCCGACGUUGCCAUGGGAGACGGAUUCGAUCGUGGACCCCUACCGUGGGGUGGAGGAGGAGGAUGCGGUGGAGUUUAACAAGGAAGACUUGGAAAAAACCUGGUUUGCUUAUCGCGGCGCCUUCCAACAGGCAAUUAUGGAGUUUGGGAAUCUUACCCAGGUUACCACCGAGGAUCGCUGUGAGCAGAUGCUUUUCGAUACAAUGGAGCGAUUCCGAAGCGGGCGGAUUGAAGGUCAUCCGGAGAUUCCACCGGAGGCGAAAGAGAUCUUUUCAUUGAUUUUUGAAGCUCACACGAAGCAUUUCCUGGCGGACUUUUACCGAAUCCGAGGAAACCGCCUUUCAGAGGCGAACAUAGUCAAGUCCGAGGCCGAUGCGAUGCUAAAAAAAGUGUCUGCGAAGUGUAAGCUCCUCGGGCGGAACUUUAUGAAUUUCGUUCAGGAGAUGACCUCUCUGGAGCUCGACAACGUUCGCAAAAACCCCAUCCAACGGUACGCGCUCAUGCUAAAAGACAAGAAAUACGAGCCCUUGGCGAAACCGUUUAUGCGGUGGGUCCAGAACGAGCUCCAGGAGUUUAUCCACAUGGGCUUCCAGAGCAUGGACCAGCUGGAGACGCAUCGGGAGUUCCUAACCAAGCACGUGAACGACGCGAAGCUGCAGUGUCCGGCCCGGGUGGAGGGGCUCUCCGACGCCUCACGGGAUGCCGCCGUGGAGGCGGUCUUUUUAUGGUGCCGCGGCGCCAUCGCCUUUUACGCCGGCAAGCAGCUUUUUCGGAUGUUUAUCGCCUUCGCGGACACCCGACUUCGCUCGCGCGCGGAGUCGCACUUCGAGGACUCCAUCGAGUGGUUCACGAACUACGCGAAGAUGGGCCAGGGCGUCGUGCAAAUCCCCAUCCCGGACGCCGAUCCGCCUUGUCAAUACGAGGAGAAGGAGUUUCUCGACGGCGAGAGCGCCGUUUUUGCGGAAUUGAGCGGGAAUUUCGACAAGGCCGAGGGGAUUUGGCAUAGCGGGAGCACCCGGCGGUGGUACCCGGUGAUAGAUGAGACCGAGUAUAUGUGGUUUAACGAGCGACGAGGCCGGCUAAGCGUCGCCCUGGACGUCUCCGAUCGCUGUUUGGAAAGCAUGAAUAAAAAAACCCACCCCUCCAUUCACCCUUUUCCCGAGCGCGCGCGGGUUUUUUUGGAAGGGGCCCCGCUCACCCAGGAAACGGCGGAGCAUUUGUGGCUUCGCCAUAUGGGGGAUCUUUACUGGGAGCAUAGCGAGUUUAUGACCCGUCAGGGGCGCUUUCAGACGGGCCGCGCCUACCGCGAGAAGUGUCUGAAUUUUUAUCAUGUGGCGAUGCGAACCGCACAGGAGCGGCUGCCGGCGUCCUGGCGGGCCCCUUUGCUCACCCAGGCAAAGUAUCUCCUGCGCGGGUAUGAGCCGGGGAAGGCCGUGGAGGGGCAUUUGCAGGCGCUGGAGGAGGUCGUCGAGCGGCUUUUUCGCGAAAUGGGGCGUCUGCACUGGGUGGAGCCGUUUAGCGAUUUGCCUUUUCGGGUGGCCCUCGUCCAGGCGAACCUGCCCGCCUACGGGGAGCUCAUCACGCGCGAAGGGAUCCGGCGCUUGGGAUGGCAGCCCUCGAAUGAGAUGUUGAUGAAGAACAUGUCGAUUCGCGCGCGCGGAGGGGGGACGAUGCCCGAGUUGGAAAAGUACUUCGCCACCACUAACGACGUCGCGGAGGAGGUCUUCCGGCGGAAAGUCCUCCGCUGGCGAGCAAAGGAACGGGAGGGCUCCGAUGCGUAUCUCUUUUGGACUCAUCUUUACUUCGCCUUCCGCGUGUAUCCGAAGGAUCCGGCGGAGGUGCAGAAGCUGUGGGAUCUCUUCGAGCCGGCCUUUUUGUACAUUUACACGCAAUGCGCCCUCGCCAUCCCUCAGCGCGGGCAGUGUCUGAUCAACGACGCGCUUCGGCGGCUUUGCCAGAUCCUCCUGCCGGGUGAUUCCGCGCAAAAGACGACGCUUUUGAAAGAACUUACAAAGGUGCGGGAGAAGAUGGUGCACUUUGUAGAUCGGCGGGAGCUUGACCGCGCGAUUAACGCGCUGGAUGCCAAUCUAAUCGACCCCACGAAGCCGACAUAUAUCUACGGAACGGGGCUUCUUCAUCAGGACAUGGUUUAUCAUGAGGGUAUUUCUCGAAAUCCGGCCCUUCGCUCGCAAUUAGCCUCUGAGGAUUAUGCCGAGCUACGUCGACGACAGGAGCUUAUUCGCACGAACAGCACCGCUCUCGAUCCCCACCAAAUCGCGCAGAUUCAGGAGGGGAAAACUAGCAGUUCGGAAGAGCCGAUGAUUUCUUAA